AUGACGUCAUUUUUUUGUUGCUUACUCCAAAGCUUAGAAACGGACCAAGAAGAACUUCGGAUGGCUGCGUUGUACUGUUUAUCACAGUUGGCACAAUCUAUUCACAAAAUACAUCAAGAUAAGUCAAUAGAUGCAUCUUUGGUCCAGUAUUUCGAUAAUAUAAAAUCCCCUUGUUCAUCAAGCGAGCUAAGCCAAAGAUCCGGCUCUGGUGACCAUGAAUGUCACCCAGAGUAUAUGGUCGAGGAGUUGUGUAAGGUUUUAAUAACAUUGUUCAUGAAGAUAGAACUUGAGACUAUGAGGUACCAGUGUUCUCAAGAUGAGCUUUGGCCUCGGGUUUGUUCGUGCUUAGCUUCAGUACUAGCCGUAAGUUGUCGCGGUCGACUUUAUGGGAUUCACGUAGACUUCCCAAGAGUACUGUUGGCUUCUCUACAAGGAGUGCGGGAUCAUCUGUCUGUGUUGGGAAAACCCGUUGAAACAAUACGGAACGCAAACCAUAGUCCAACUAUGCGAGUGCUUUAUUGGAUGUUGAUGGUGAUCGGCUCGUGUAUGGUGGAUUGUAUUGCCGCUAAGGAAUGUUUCGCGGACGGCGGCAUCUCUGCAUCCCUCAAUAGACUGUGGCCCUGGUGUAUGAUUACCGACCAGUUACGGCGUGCUACUUUAAUCCUGCUCUUUAACUUCACCAAUGGAUGUCCGAAAGCGUGGUCUUGUAUGUGCACGUGCGUGGGUGGGCGGUGUUUGUUGGGGGAGGUGUGCACGUUAUGUGCGCGCGAGUGUACGCUGCAGUCGAGCACGCGUCCGUGUUCACUGCUGCUAUUAUGUAUACACACGUUGCGACAUUGCGCCGAUCAUGCUCAGUGCCGCUCCAACAUACUCAAGAGUGACAUCUUACUGGUGCUAUUCAAAAGUAUAAUCCGAGAGCGUGGUCGUGGUGGCAGCACUGGCGUAUGUUGGACCCGUCUAGCGUGCGCAGUGUCGCGAUAUUCCGACGGUAGUGCGGCGCUACUGUCGCUGCGCGCGCAGCUUCCCUCUCUCCCGCCGAAUCUUCUCGGUCUAGCAUUACCUGCGCUUGCGCACGCCGCCCAUCAUCAUCGACAAACUUUGCUGCAAGCACCGGAUCUACUUGAGUUGUUGGCUGGCACUUUAUUGGCGGGAGACACCACAGAAAUGGUAUCUGCAGCGCGCGCUGUCUGGGCGCUAGCUGCUAAUAACCAUAAGGCGAAACUCCUUCUCCGCAGCGCUGGCGUCGCCGCCGCAGUACAAUCAGCGUUGCAGCGUUUACGACGUGCAAACAAGGAUCCUUCCUCGCAGCGAGCGUUGGAACUUCUAACAUACACCAACACAGUACUGCAGGCCACGUGA
Molecule: messenger RNA, 1359 nt
Organism: Diatraea saccharalis (sugarcane borer)
Lineage: Eukaryota; Metazoa; Arthropoda; Insecta; Lepidoptera; Crambidae
Source: the annotation of a GenBank genome assembly